Molecule: messenger RNA, 1900 nt
Organism: Babjeviella inositovora NRRL Y-12698
Lineage: Eukaryota; Fungi; Ascomycota; Pichiomycetes; Serinales
Exons: 1
Coding region: 385-1773 (462 amino acids)
Molecular function (GO): agmatinase activity; metal ion binding
Source: RefSeq, a predicted model, not a curated record
UACGACAGCGGGCGUAAAUCCCGCCAGUCGCAUCGUCUGUCAAAUGUCUAUGAAUCAGAAACCACACAAUCCGGAAUCUGAUUCUAAGAAUUUAAUUACUCCCAGAAACCUACGCCGAAACGGCACCUGCCGAACUUACCGUAAGCGUUAAGAUGGCAGUAGAUAGGUCCCCACGUUCCGCUCCAGACUCUUAGCGGCUAGUCCCAAAGUGGUAGGUAGAUCUCCCCCCGCACGGAAUUAAAGCGGAAUUUACCCGCAGCGGGAAUUUUAAUCCGUCAGCCUCUUCCAUAGAAAGGUAUAAAUUCAACUCGAGCACUGGUAAUGAAUCAAUAACCCUGCAAUGCUCUUCAUUAUAGCUGCCAUUCAGACUGCAAUUCAAUAAUUAUGCAAUUGUCUAUCUCAAUUCUCACCUCCAUUAUUGUGUCACUUGUUGGAACGUCACAGGCUAGGGUUUCUGCUCUAGAAGGUCAAGUCCUGCUCGGGAUCUUUGGCAAGAGCAACCCCCAGAGUGAACCUCCCACUUUGGACCAACUCUGGGGAGAAGAUUGGCCAUUCUCCGGUUUGAGCUCCUACGCGCACUUGCCUUAUCAUAAGUGCCUCGUUGAGCCAGAUACCGACUUUGACAUCGGGAUCAUCGGAGUACCAUUUGAUACAGCCACGACAUACAGAACUGGGGCUAGGUUCGGCCCGAAGGGAAUCCGUGCUGCUUCUGCUCGUCAAACCAAGUUGAGGGGGUACAACCCUCGUGCCGGCAUUAACCCUUACAAUGAUUGGGCCAAGGUGAUUGACUGUGGCGAUAUCCCUGUUACUCCAAUGGACAACAAUCUUGCCUUACGACAGAUGACGGUUGGAUUUGAAGAGCUUUUGAUCAAGAGAAAUGUUACGGAAGCGGGGGCCUCAAGGACCCAGUUUCCAAGAUUAGUCGCUAUGGGCGGUGACCACUCCAUCCUUUUGCCUCAUUUACGGGCGUUGAAGAAGGCCUACAACGGAGAUAACCAAGAGAUCCAUGUGAUCCAUUUUGACGCGCAUUUGGAUACCUGGUCACCCUCUAAAUACCCCUCCUUUUGGCAUUCGAAGCAAUCAGAAUUCACUCACGGAUCCAUGCUUUGGAUGGCCGCGAAGGAAGGCCUUAUCAACGCUAAUAACAACGUGCACUUGGGCUUGAGAACCAGAUUGAACGGAGAGGAGGAUAACGAUGAAGAUGAGGAUCUUGGAUUUACCCGAAUCUCCGCUGACGAUGUUUGGAUUCACCAGUCUGGGGUAAACUAUGUUGUUGACAAAAUUUUGGAAACAAUCCCUAAGAAUAAGCCAGUAUACUUAUCAGUGGAUAUUGAUUGCUUAGACCCAGGCUUUGCUCCGGGUACUGGUACCAUUGAAUCCGGUGGGUUGUUACCAAGAGAACUCAUCUAUAUUUUGAGAAAAUUGGAGGGGUUGAACUUGGUCGGUGCGGACGUGGUUGAAGUAAACCCGGCAUUUGACCACAGUGAAGUCACCACUACCAACGGUGCCCAAGUGGUGUAUGAAUUGGUCACAAGUAUGGUGAAACGCGGAAAGUUGUCAUUUUUAUCGCAAAACGAACAAACCAUUGAGUCGAAGAAGGAGGAGAUUGAAUUGACCAAGUUAGGGCACGGCGGCGUUAUUGUUUCUGAAGCAAGUCUCAAGCAGGGCUACAAGUAUGUUGAUGAAUUGAGGUCAAAGAUCGAAGAUGAGAUUGCCCAAUUGGAUUUCUUAAAGGGCGAGUUGAAGGCGAAGUUGAAUAUGUUGGAAGCUUGAAAAGCUGAUAUCUUGGAAGCCCAUUUAAUGUCUAGCCAUAUGACCGAUGCAGGUUUGUGACUGCCUUGGAAUUGUAUAAUUUAGGAGUUUAUUGUAGUAAAUAAAGGUAUAAAUCGCAACUGCUCUG